Amoebophrya sp. A120 is the source of this 397-nucleotide messenger RNA. Lineage: Eukaryota; Dinophyceae; Syndiniales; Amoebophryaceae. The record is from the annotation of a GenBank genome assembly.
AUGACAAUGAUAACCGUCUACCCACUCUUGAGCCAACCCCUUUAUUUUCGAAAUUUGCCUUCCGUCGAGUCGCGGCGUCGGCAAAAAAAAACCCCACCAUUUUUUCCCCAAAAAGCAGAUCCUGCAGCGGACAUGAAACCCCUGCCCGCAGUUGUUUUGCAGCGGUGCUCCUACAGUGCUACUUUAAAAAAAAAUGCCUUGAUGAUAGGUGAACUACACUACAACUCUGGUACAACUCUACUUAUCAGGCGGAAAGGUAUUAGAAAAAGCACGUGCAACGAGGAUGGACCCGUAGAAGUCCUCUCCCAUACCUUGACAUUGAGCACAGUAUCUUCAUCACGCCAGUACAGCGACUGAAUGGAAUUAUAUCGGACGCGAAGAAAUAAAUCUUUCGAGG